This is a messenger RNA of Entrophospora candida, 663 nucleotides long. The record is from the annotation of a GenBank genome assembly. NCBI's taxonomy places the organism in Eukaryota, Fungi, Glomeromycota, Glomeromycetes, Entrophosporales, Entrophosporaceae.
AUGUCUUUUUAUUGUUUUGAAACAAGACAAGAUAGAACUCUUGCUCCUUAUCCUCCACCAGAAUUUAGUCAACAUGUUGAAAAAAUGUCUCCAAAUGAAAUUGUUGAUCAUAUUAUACAAACCAAUAUAGAUCCAAUGACUUUAAAAAAGAUAGAAAAUCAAAUUGCCGUACCAUUGAAACAAUUAAUCUCUCCACGUGAAAAUCGACGUAGACGUUGUAUACCAAGACCACAGAAUAACUUUGUUUUGUAUAGAAGAAACUUCCAUGCUGUUAUAACAAAAGAAAGAGGUCAUGCUGUUGCAAAAAAUUUCAAAUUGAUUUCAAAUAUGGCUGCAAAAAAUUGGGCUGAAGAAUCUAAUGAGAUAAAACAACUUUAUGAACUUAUUGCUGAUUGUGCAAAGAAGGUUCACGAUUGCACAUAUCCUCAAUACGUAUAUCAACCCAAACAUAAAUCUUCAAAAAAAGGGAAUAAUAAUAUAUUUCGUGAAGUUAGUGUGGAAACUUGUAAACAAAAAACUGAAAAAUCUAAAGAUAAACCACAAUUCCAAUUACCAUCACAAACGUCGACAACAUUAUCGUCAUACACAGAAUUACUUCCUCCGAUUGACAUUCCAAUUUCUUCCAAUUUCUUGGCUGCAUAUGAUCGGAGUCUUUGGGAUAAA